CCAGGAGGCAGACUUCGCACCGGAAAGUCAGUCAUCUUUCCGCUUCCUGUCAAGAGAUCCGCUCUACUACAUCCCAUCAUAAUGCCAAAAUCAAAGGAAGUGCUGUCUUCCACAUCUGGAAGUGACUCUGACAGUGAAGCAGAGACCAAGGCAAAGAAAAAGAAGUCAAGUGUGCCAGAGAAACCAGCCAAGAAACCAAAGAGCGGAGAGAGCUCCAAGCCGAGCGGCUCAGCCAAGGGCAGCAGUAAUAAUGACGACAACAUGUUUCAGAUUGGGAAGAUGAGAUAUGUCAGUGUCAGGGACUUUAAAGGCAAAGUCCUGAUUGACGUCAGGGAGUACUGGAUGAACCAAGACGGGGAAAUGAAGCCGGGGAAGAAAGGUAUCUCCCUGAAUCCUGAACAAUGGAACCAACUGAAGGACCAGAUUUCAGAAAUUGAUGAUGCCAUAAAGAGAAUAUAAGCAUUCCUUUCAAUGUUAUCUGUUGCACUUAUUGCGUGAAACUAGUUGGCUAAUCAGUUUUGUAAAAAGCCUGGGAUUGUUUUCUAAUGGACUUGUUUAGUUUGUAGUUCUAUAGAUCUAGUAUUGUCAGUAUACUCUAGUUUUCUCUGUGAAUCUUGUUUUUGAGCUUUUGAGUCAAGGUAGGGGAUGAUGAGUAGGUGGUGGAUCAUUACAGUGGGUGUGUAGAGUGUAUAAAUACACUGAUGUUUUGUAUUGAAUAAUAAAAACAAGGCACUAGCUUAAUAUUGUUGUUCGUUGUGCAAGUUUAUGUUUAGUUUGGCUGUCACGUAAAUUUAAAUCGUAAGACUUGUUUCAUCUGACCUUUGUAAUAUGUAGCAGCCAGUAUAAGUGCUCCUCAUUUCUGAAAGCAAGUCAUGUUGUCCCUGCAGGUGAUUAGAUUCAUGAUGAACCAUGAGUUAGGUUUUGAAAAUAAAUGAUACUGUUAAACAUA
Messenger RNA from Centropristis striata (black sea bass), 949 nucleotides. RefSeq names its product SUB1 regulator of transcription b (gene sub1b). Lineage: Eukaryota; Metazoa; Chordata; Actinopteri; Perciformes; Serranidae. Gene Ontology annotation, molecular function: transcription coactivator activity; DNA binding. The record is from RefSeq and is a predicted model, not a curated record. The transcript has 5 exons. Gene Ontology annotation, biological process: positive regulation of transcription initiation by RNA polymerase II. Gene Ontology annotation, cellular component: nucleus; transcription regulator complex. The coding region runs from base 82 to 459 and encodes 125 amino acids.